Seriola dumerili (greater amberjack) is the source of this 5996-nucleotide messenger RNA. RefSeq names its product FYVE, RhoGEF and PH domain-containing protein 5-like. The record is from RefSeq and is a predicted model, not a curated record. Gene Ontology annotation, cellular component: cytoplasm. Gene Ontology annotation, molecular function: metal ion binding; guanyl-nucleotide exchange factor activity. The transcript is spliced from 21 exons. The coding region runs from base 1 to 3831 and encodes 1276 amino acids. Lineage: Eukaryota; Metazoa; Chordata; Actinopteri; Carangiformes; Carangidae.
AUGAUUCAGAAGAUGGAUGAGGACUGGAGAUUAACUGACAGUGCUCUAACAGAGGAGGUGGACUCCCUGGAGACACUGUGGGUCAGUGAUGCUGGACUCACAGCUUACUCCGAGGAGGUGGUGGAGAUGAUUGACACAGACAUGACAGAGGACAUGGACGCUGAAGGGUGUGACGCAGGCGAGGCGCUGGCUGACACAGAUGGCCUCUCAGUGGGAGACAUUUUUGUUAAUAGCAUCGAUGAGGAGGCAGGCUGCUCCUCUGCUGAAAAUCAAGACAUGAAGAAGAGGCAGGAAAAGCUCAGCAUCAAGGAGGACGAAACAGGCGACUGUACAGCAGAUGAUUUAACUGAGUCUUUCACAGAUGAACCUGGUAUUCCCAUCAGUGAAAACACCAAGGACACCGAUACACAGCAAGUUUUUCUAUCGGAUGGAGAGGAGAAAGAGGAGGAGUCUGUUUCUGAUUGUGGCAUCACUUGCAAUAUCCUGAAGUUGAGCAGUGGAGUAUCAGCUGGGAACUAUGAGGAAACAGGAAAAAAUGGACAAAUAGUGUGUGUGUCCUCUGAGGAUUACGUGGAGAUUGGUCACAACAAUGAAUACAGCUGCAACGGUGGUGAUGAGAAGAAGGUAGGAACGUGUCAGAAAAGGACUUCUUUCAGAACGGAAGAGCACAAAGCUCGUACAGCAGAGGCCUUGUUGAAUCAUUUUGACUACCAGCCGCGGUUCAGGCUGGUAUCAAUCUCGGUGCCAACGGACACUGACACCUCGCUGACCUCUUCCCUCUCAGAAAGCCAGCUGCUUUCCCCAAACGACUCAGACGUGUUUAGAGACGAGGACGACCUGGAGGGUCACAUCGUGCCGUUUCUGGACGACACCACUGAUACGGAGCAGGACAUCAGUGAUGAGCAUGUUUAUGAGGAGCCGGGGCACAGUUCGGAGGGUGAAAAUGUUUUUCCAUUUGACAGGAAGGCCACGGGGAUGCAAUCCCGGUCACUGUCACACCGCAUUAAUAACAAUGUGGCUGAGAUGGGAGUGCAGUUUGUUCAAAGGCCCUACAUGAGUGGAUUUGGACAACCUGCACUGAGCAGCAGCCCCAUGUUAAACUCAGUGCGGCACAAGAGCUACUCCAAACCCCACUAUUUGUCCUUGUACCCCCGCUCCCUCUCCAUGGAGGGACAGGACAUGCCUCAGAGACAGAGAGAAGCCAUUUGUUCAUCUGGAAGCUUCUCCAGGUGCUCACCUUUGCCAUCCAGCGGCCUGUCCACUCCAACAUCUGUGGUAGAUAUCCCUCCUCCAUUUGAGCUGGCCUACAUCACCAAGAGGCCCAUCACAAAGAGUUCCCCCUCACUUCUCAUCGAGGGAGACUCAUCAGAGAAAAACAGGAAAAAGAAAUCCUCCCUUAAGCGCUUCCUGAUGCUUAAGUUUAGGCGGAAAACAGAGAGCAAGUCUGUGGUGGAUGUCAACCCGUCCUCCUUUAAGUCCUCAGCAGACUCCAGCCAUCACACACCCAGCAGACUGCUGGAUUUAGAUACACACAGUUUAAAUAACUCUCCACAGCUCAACUCACGCUCUGCUGGUAAACCUCAAGUUUCAUCUGAGCCAGCCUCAGCCUUGCUCUUCUACAAUGAAAGCAAAAGAAAAGGGAACUCUGUAGCCUUCCUCAAUCGCAGCGUCGUCCGAGUGGAGUCAUUUGAGGACCGCUCUCGUGUGCCUUUCAUACCUCUUCCCCUGACCAAGCCUCGCUCCAUCUCCUUCCCCAACACAGAUACCUCCGACUAUGAGAAUGUUCCUCCCAUCAGCUCGGACUACGAGAACCUUCAGGUCCCACAGCGGAGGCCUGUUCGCCAGGGACCCUUCGCGGACUUCUUUGACCGUCCCAGCCGAGUGCUGUCGUCUGCCAAUGACACGGACGGUUAUGUGGACAUGAGCAGCCUGCCUGGGUUCAGGAGUAAAGCUCAGUCACCUGAAGAGGAAACAGAAAGUGCCUACACAGAAGCCUACAAUGUGUGCUCGGUGGCUGUCGGUCCACAGACUGGUUCAGUGGGUGAUGUCAGGGGACAAACAGCGAGUGAGGAAGACCAGGGGCGCACGUCUGAAGAGGAAGAUGGCGGUGCAGACAGCAAUUAUGACAGACAGCCUGACGGACGAUCCAGAGCCUUUUACAUCGCAAAAGAACUGGUGGAUACAGAGAGAUUGCAUGUGAAAGCUCUCAAGCUUCUUCAGGAAGACUUUCGGGAAGCGGUGGGGGCAGCCGUCGGAGACGAGGGGGAACCUGUGUUGGAAGAAGAGAGGCUUCGAGAGAUUCUCAACGAGCUGCCUGACGUUUACACUCUGCACCGCAGAGUCCUCACUGAGCUGGAGAAUCGAAUCCGCCACUGGGAGGAGAGCCAGAGGAUUGCAGACAUCUUCCUGUCCAGAAAAGCAGAGUUCUUGGUUUUUACCACGUACAUUGGCCACUAUGACCGGAGUAUGAGCCUGCUGGAGGACAGCUGCCGGACCUCACCUGCCUUUGCAGCAAUUGUUCACCAGUUUGAGCAGCAGAGUCCAGCUGGGGAGAAGGUUUCUCUGAAGCAUCAGCUCCUGCAGGUCAUUGUGCGUGUUGCUCAGUACCGCAUGCUCCUCACUGAUUACCUGAACAACCUCUCCCCCGAUUCCAAGGAAUAUGAAGACACCCAAGCUGCUGUGGCGAUAGUGUCUGACAUUGCAGACCAAGUAAAUGACAGUUUAAAACAUGGGGAGAACUUGUUGCGUCUGGUCAACAUAGAGUACAGUGUUCACGGCCAGCGAGACCUGCUGCAGCCUGGCAGGGUUUUUGUUAAGGAGGGCACUUUGAUGAAGGUCAGCAGGAAGAGUCGACAGCCCAGGCAUCUGUUUUUGAUGAACGAUGUGUUGCUCUACACCUACCCUCAGCAGGACGGGAAAUACAGACUGAAGAACACUCUGCCACUCACUGGAUUGAAGGUCAGUAAACCCAUCACAGAAAAUGUCCAAAAUGCACUGAAGAUCGAAGGAACAGACAUCUCCAUCACUUUGUCUGCGAGUUCCUUCAUUGAAAGAGAGGACUGGUUUUACACUCUAAGCCGCACUGUAACUGAACACUCCAGAGGAUCUGUAGUAUUCAACAGCUGCUCAGGAGAAGCUAGAGAUCGUCUGCAUCUGUCUCUCGGGGAGAAAGCUCCCACACUUGUUCCAGUCUCACAAGUGAUGAUGUGUAUGAACUGCACCUCAGAUUUCAGCCUCACUCUUCGUAGACACCACUGCCAUGGCUGCGGGAGAAUUGUUUGUCGGAGCUGCUCCAGGAACAGAUAUCCACUGAAAUACAUGAAAGACCGCAUGGCCAAAGUGUGUGAUCACUGUUACAACGAGCUGAAGAAGAGAGGGGGAGAUGUGUCUGCACUUACAGCUAAAAGUAGCCCUCGUCCAAACCGCUCCAGUCGUCCGCUCUCUGCUGUGUUUCAAAACAUUCAUCCUCCCAACAUUUGGAGACAUCGCAAAGGCACCAUGUCCUUCAAUCAGGUGACGGAGUCAGAGGAAGGCUCCAUUAGUGGCAGUCUACAGCGUACCAAGAAGAGCAAGAGGAACUGGAAGAGACUGUGGUUCCUCCUAAAAGACAAGGUGCUUUACACCUACCGAGCUCAAGAGGAGAAAGUGGCGUCAGAGAGUUUGCCUCUGUUGGGUUUCACAGUGAAGCUGCCGGACAAGCAGGAGGGAGAGGAGGAGGCCAGCGUCUUCCAGCUUUACCACAAAAACACUUUGUAUUACACCUUUAAAGCUGAGGACAACUACACAGCCCAGAGGUGGGCAAAUGCCAUGGAGGAAGCCACAGUUUUAUAGGAUCAGCCUCAGUGGCAGGCUGCUGAAAAUAGAAGUCUGCUGCCUUUCUUCUGCUACAAACCCGUGUCCCUAAAAAACUGACCAACUGUGAAACCAAAAAGGGAAGAUAGGGAAUAAAAAAGAAUAUAUGAUUAUGUCUACAAGCUGUAACCUCCCUGGCUGGACUGAAGAAAAGGAGACAUUUUGUUCUUUGAGAGGGAACAUGAUCACCUACUUUGUCACCCUGCCCGCUGUUACAGCAGGUGUGAUGCUGAGAGCCACGAGAGGCCGUGGCCCAGAUACCUGCCAGUGUGGAACAUCACAUUGAUGUGACCUGUAUUUCUUCUAGCAGCUGAGCAGCGUCUUUCCUCCAGAUCAAAGGGAAGAUUGUGGAUUUUUUGGAAAAGAAAUAUAUAUUCUAUGACUUCAACUGUUUUUUCAAUAUAUCCAAUAUUUCAGGACAACAUAAACAAAUCAGUUCAAUAACAUACGCAGUCAUUUUACUGUCGUUUUCAGGGAGGCAGAAAAUAUAACAGACAAAUUCAACCUCACUCAGAAAUGCCCGCAUCAGGAAUGGCUUGAUUUUCAGUUUUUAGCUACGUAAUUAGUUACACCUUUGUCUCAACAUACGUUCUUCCACUGGAUUAAAUCUCUAUGACUAAUACUUUGAAGCACAGGCUGAAUCAAAGAAUGAGUAAUUUUAUAUGUAAAGAAGUGUCUGUAGCUUUGCCAUAUGUACUGUAUUGUUGGAGACAGUCCUGCCAGUGAAUGAAUAGUUUCUAUGAUUUUUUUUGCACUGAUGUAAAGAGGAAUGAACCUGAAAAGAUAUAUGAGUGUAGUAGUGUAGUAUCUUCAUCAUAGAGGCCAAAAGCUGCAACCACUCUACUUACUUAAUUUACUUAACAUACUUUUCGAUUGGGAAAAUGUGGACAUGAAUGUCUUUGUUGUUUUAAAUACCCAUAACAAAUAUAAUGUAAAGUCAUAUUUGUAUAAAGACUCCAUGUCCAGCUGUGCACAGAUGUGUUGCCCUGGAUUGAACUAUGAAUCACUUAUUUCACUGAUCUACAUUAUCAGUGUCCUGGACUUUGUACUGUACUUGAUGAUUUAUUAAGUUUAUUUCUAACACUAUGGUUUUAAAAUCAAGUAAAGGAGGCUGUAAUGAUGGAAGCAGCCUGUGUCUGUGUUUUGUCCUCAUCCUCAGCAUGUCCUCUAGAUGGCAGGUGGACUAAACACUAAAGUACAGUAGGCUGUCAUUGACUUCCUGUCACUGUGUCCUUGCUGAUGGAGCUCAGUACAUACAGUAAAAAUGGAAACAUUUCCCACUAUGCUGCCACAACUGUUUGCACUCCACUUGUAGCACGCCCUAAAUGAGUAUAUUGUGUCUCUGCUGGCAUGUACUCCAUGUGUGGCUUGUUCUGAUGAAACACCAAACUGGUGAGUGUUUCAGAUCACACUUGUGAGCUGCUCGGGAAGACACCAGGGACUGAGUGAUACACAGUCCAGUGUGCUGUUCGGCCAAAGAAAGGCCAGGCCUGCUCUGCUUCUUGUCUCCCCCUGAGGCUUCCUGACCCAGAAUAAUAUCAGGCAGAAAGUUUGCUUUCUGGGGCUCCUGAAAAGAUGCAGACACCUCGUCCCAAAUAGAGGACAGAUCAUUCAUCACUCUCUUCUCCCUUUCUAGCCCCAAUUCUGUUUUCUCCCUUCUUCUAUUGCGUUUCUCAAAUAUAUUAGUUGUGUUUUCUUUGCCUUUGCUGCUGUUGGUUAAGACACAAUAUGCAUAUACAGCACCUUAUGAGUGACAGUAUUUAUCGCCCCACACUUCCUGUACCUGUCCCUUCUCACUCUGUCCUUCCACUGCAAUAACAUCAUUUUAUUGGCUGUAGUCCAGUGCUGAGUGCUUGAUUUUGUCUCUGCAACACUGAAAGAGAGAAAUCUCAAGAACACAUUACUUCAAAGUGUACUCUGUCAGUUAUAGUGAUAUGUAAAACAGAGCUUUAUCAUGUUUAUAUUUUUACUAUAUGUCUGCUUCCAAGUUUUCUAGUUUGACCAAAGCAGCAAGAAUCAAUAUAAUUGUUGACUUAUAGUUGUUGUUUCUAGUUGUUAGUAGUUGAAGAGUAAAUGGGACCAAAACUGGAACGUUCAGUUGCACUUGUAAAGAUUCCUUGUGAGCUAAUUAAUAAAAAAAAAAA